GACAAGCGAAUAGGUAAACAAUCGAAGCAUGCUCCAACAUCUGUCAAAGCGACUACCCGUUUUCGUGAGCGGAACCAAAUACUGCAUCUUUAGUUUUCCUCGCCAGUCACGGUCAUCAUUUACCGUAAGUGUAUUCCGUAACCUGAAUCGAUUAAGCAUGAGUACCGAGGCAGUUCAAGACUUCUCAAAGCGUUUUAAAGAAAGCAACGAGUUGGUGAUAGGAACCCACGAUGGAAUAUUUCACUGUGACGAAUUGCUAGCUUGUUUUAUGCUACAGCAACUUCCACGGUACGCCAAUGCCAGCAUUGUAAGAACUAGAGAUUCAAAACUGCUGGAUCAGUGCGAUAUAGUAGUGGAUGUUGGAGCGGUAUUCGAUCGAGAGAAGAAUCGAUUUGACCAUCAUCAAAAGAGCUUCAAUGAGACGAUAAAUUCUUUGCAACCCGAGGCGAAAGUAAAACGGGAAAUUCGGUUAAGUUCCGCUGGAUUGAUCUAUAACUAUUUUGGAGAGGAUGUGAUCCGAGAGGUUCUUUCACAGAAUUCCAUCAAAAAUCCGUCUGAAGAUAUGAUCCGUGGAGUCUAUCGAAAAGUUUACGACCAUUUCAUAGCCGAAGUAGACGCUAUCGAUAAUGGUGUGCCAAUGGUCGAUGGAGAACCGAAAUAUACAAUCAAUACUCAUUUGAGCGCUCGAGUCGGCAAUUUUAACCCAGCCUGGAAUGAAAAAGUAGCUGACACAGAUUUAACCAAGCGUUUCGAAAAGGCAAAGACCUAUGUCGGACAAGAAUUUAUCGAUAAGGUGCUUUACUACGCGAUUCGCUGGUGGCCAGCUAGAGAGUUAGUCGAGAAUGCUGUCAAUAAACGAUUGGACGUUCACAACUCUGGGGCGAUUUUGGAAUUGGAACAUUUCUGUCCAUGGAAGGAACAUCUUUAUGAGUUGGAGGAAGACUAUGGCAUUACGGGUCUUUCGAAGUACGUCAUCUACUACAACAAAGAAAACGACUGGCGUAUUAUAUGUGUGCCUUUGCAAUCGGCUAGCUUUGUUUGUAGAAAGUUUUUGGCGGCUCCCUGGCGUGGACAGAGAGACGACGAGCUUGAAACGAUUUCCGGAAUUGAAGGAGCUACAUUCUGCCAUCAAACGGGUUUUAUUGGUGGAAAUAGAACGCGACAAGGGGCACUCCAAAUGGCGGUCGCUAGUUUAGAAGCUACCGAAGACUGAAGGUUUUUUGCAUAAUAAAAUAUCGGACCAUCGGAUACAUUCUAGCGAAGCCCAA
This is a messenger RNA of Topomyia yanbarensis, 1268 nucleotides long. Its product is annotated as MYG1 protein-like. The transcript has 2 exons. Gene Ontology annotation, cellular component: nucleus; cytoplasm. The record is from RefSeq and is a predicted model, not a curated record. NCBI's taxonomy places the organism in Eukaryota, Metazoa, Arthropoda, Insecta, Diptera, Culicidae. Bases 29 to 1213 code for a protein of 394 amino acids.